UGCUGUUUGGGUGUAUGUUUCUGGACUUUUCAGCGUGGCAUGACCGCCUCCCGUCUUCGAGUCUCGGCGUUUCAGCGUGAAGUUCAACGGAGGAGGAAGCUACCAUGAGAGGCGACUCCUUUCUCCUCGGCUUCCUGCUGCUCAAAGUUACCGCUCUGGUGUGCAAGGCUGACGGGGAGCCGGGCUUGCUCGGGGGCUUCGUGAUGAUCGCCACCUCCAACGGCUCCAGGGAGGAGGAGACCGUUUCCGAGGAGACCCCGCACACGGAAGACAAAUGCCGGGGCUACUACGACGUGAUGGGCCAGUGGGACCCUCCGUUUAUUUGCAAAACGGGCAAUUAUUUGUACUGCUGUGGCACCUGUGGCUUCCGCUUCUGCUGCUCCUACAAACACUCUCGACUGGAUCAGAGCACCUGUAAAAACUAUGACACCCCACUGUGGAUGAAGACCGGCCAGACUCCGUAUAAGAAAAUGAACAAGAUGCAUGACAGCACCAAAGACAAGACCAACUUAAUAGUUUACAUCAUAUGUGGAGUUGUGGCCAUUAUGGCGCUUGUGGGGAUUUUCACCAAAUUGGGUCUCGAAAAGGCGCACCGUCCUCAAAGAGAGAACAUGUACAGGGCGGUGGCCAAUGUGCUGCAGGGCGGGUGUCCAGGUGAGCAGUAUCGGGGAGAGGAGGCCCAAGGCAUGCAUUCCAAUCACUAUGUUUCCAGGCCUGCGAACCUCCAGGGUGCUCAGAUUAACAACAAUGUGGGGCCAGUGUCAAACAUGGUCCAACAGCACCCGUAUCCUGCCCUCAGCCAGUUGGCUCAUGCGUACGAACAUCAGCAGCAGCAGCAACAACAGCAACAACAACAGCAGCAGCAGCAGCAGCAACAGCAGCAGCAUCAGCAACAACAGCAGCAGCAGCAGCAGCAACAACAACAACAACAACAACAACAACAGCUACAGCUACAGCAACAGCAACUGCAACUGCACCUGCAGCAGCAAAACAAGGAUUUCAACAAAUAUGCCUCCCUGAAAGCUGUGGCUGCCAAAUACAACGGUGAUCAGUACAAAAAGCACAGGCUGAUGGUGGAGCUACCGACAAAAGGCGGUCUUCCGCUCCAACCCAUGGGCAACUCCCGACCCUCCAUGGGCAACAUGUCAUCGAUGACCAACAACCCGAUCGCUUCGAACCACAUGGCAUCCCACUCCAUGAACCAGAUGACCUCCAUGACCCCUAUGUCGUCAAUGACACCCAUGACUGCUAUGAUGACCAUGACCUCCCUCGCCCCAAUGACUCCUAUGACCUCAUUGGGGCCGCUGACCCCAGAGCCGGUGGCAACUUAUGUUACUGAGAUGCCCAGAAUCUCUUCCGUGUCAACCGUCCCAACAGACCGACGCGGAGCUGGAGUAGCGUCAUUAAAGCCAAAUGGCCAGAAACCUAAAACCAACCACGGCCACGUCGCCCACGGCUCCCACAGUGCCCUCACUCACCUUCACAGCCACAGUAGCAAGCCGCCAGGACUGGGGACUACCUCCCUGGCACACAUGGCAGGUACUAUGCCUGGGGGCACAUCCCUGGGAAUCUCCAUGGUUGCCGAAACCCCCAUCGGCUCCAGCUUUGCGACGAUGGGUCGGCCAUUGGCGUACAGUUCUAAUACCAUCUCGUCUGGGCAUACAGUGGGUAUGGGGUUAAGGGGUUGGGAAGGGACAGAGACAGUGGGCCGGAGGAAGACCUACGGGCACAAGAGGCCUCAGUGUACGGUGCUGGAGCCCAACCAGCUUCAUGUCACCAGAGGCCACAGCCACAGCCAACACUUCCUCCCCACACAGCCCUACUUUGUGACCAACAGCAAGACAGAGGUGACUGUGUGAGUCAGCAUAUAAGGACGAGGUAUGAAGAAUGCAUGUGGAAUGGUGACAAGUAAUUUCCGAGUGGAGACACCAACACCAGAGUUGGCCAAAAGGUGCAGGUCUGUUUGUUUGUGCGAAGAAGCUGAGGCUCGUUAAUACUGGUAAAAGAUUUCUACAUAUUUGUGAUGCGAUAGUCUGGUCCGUCACAUUUUACAUAUAGAGAGUCCAUCAUUAAAAUCACUGAACAGAUUGCUGAUGUUUGUCGGAUGUUAGUGGUUAAGUUGGUGACAUCAGCAACCAUAACAAUACCACUGAAUUGUAUCUUUCAAGUUGCUACACAAGCGUUACAAAGUAAAUGGAAACCUGCUGCUAAAGAAAUUAAUGGGAAGCAAGCCCAAGGCAAGGAUCUGAUGACAGCACCCAGGCAUUGCCAAGUCACAACGAGUCACAGCAUCUGCUAGACUAGCAUGGUUGAACUGAACAACAUUCCAGUAUGUUUAACCGCCAGAAUCUCUUGAUGGGUUCAAAACCGACACAUGACAAGGCUCUGGGCUUUGGACUGCAGGCAUAGCAGGUUUUGUACUGAGGCCAUUCGCAAGCCUCUUCAUAAGCUUCACAGCUGAAGGUCACCCUUCUCAAACAAAGCUCCAGCACCGAUAAUGUUGGGCUGAGUAGGAUUGUUGCUGUUCAGCCUUCAUCUGCAUGCUGACAGCUGGCCCAGACGUGGGGCAGAGAGGCGGCAUCCGGAUGCUGCUGCAGCAUCAUUCUUCCAUAGUCACACUCAAGUGCACAUAUUCACAUACACGUGCAGGCAUAUGAUUGGGGCAAACACAGAGCAUACAGUAGAAAUGUCAAUCACCUCGGCUUUCACAAAUCAUGUACUGCUUUGUUGUAUUUGUUUGCUUAUGUGAUCUGUGCAUAUUGAAUUGAAUUUCUAGUGGAACACAGAAAUAUGGAAAUUAAAAGGUACAUAUAUGAGGGGUAAGUAACUCUUAAAACUCAAUUCCAAUCAGAAAUGCACAGGUGAAAAGUUGUCAGAAUGGGGCCUUCACUAAACUGGGACUGGACAUAACAAUUUUUAGAUGUUAAUAAAAAGAAAAAGAAAAAACAGUAUAUGUUCAGGACGGUAUAUGAGAUACUUAACCCUUCCUAUAAAUAUAUAUUGAUUCAAAUAUCCCUUACUCUGUAUUUUAGUUGAGCAAGGACCAUAAAAAUGAGAGUGGAAAUGGUUUCUUAUUUUUUCUCGUUUUAAGGAACGAACGCUUGAAACUACGCUUUAUUAGAUCACUUGUACUCCAGCUAAAA
Phycodurus eques (leafy seadragon) is the source of this 3143-nucleotide messenger RNA. It is a transcript of the gene shisa9a, whose product is annotated as shisa family member 9a. The record is from RefSeq and is a predicted model, not a curated record. The transcript has 4 exons. Lineage: Eukaryota; Metazoa; Chordata; Actinopteri; Syngnathiformes; Syngnathidae. Gene Ontology annotation, cellular component: postsynaptic membrane; AMPA glutamate receptor complex; dendritic spine membrane. The coding region runs from base 105 to 1859 and encodes 584 amino acids. Gene Ontology annotation, biological process: regulation of AMPA receptor activity; regulation of short-term neuronal synaptic plasticity.